GGCCGGGCGUUGUUGGGCUUUUCUUGGAAAAUAUUAAUUUGGGCAGCGGAGGCAGAGUGUUUUACUCGGGGACGGUGGGCAUUAGUACGUCCGAGGCGCAUCUCGAGAGCCUGCCGUCUGCCUGCCCGACGAGCGAGGGAAGGGCCGAAGCGAAGGAGGGAGCGCGGUAAGGAGGGAAUUCUUGCAGCGGAGCAGAUCUGCGUCCGCGUUUGAUGCGAGCGCGCGAUGGCACAGUAGUGCGUGUGCUCGUGGGCGAGGAGCGGUCCAUCAAUCCGAGGCCGGGAGCGAGAGCAGGAGACGAGUCCGAGUAGUUGCUUUAAAGAUGGCCCAGAUAGGAGCUGUAGCGCUUUGUGCGGAGGCGCCACUACGCCGCACACGAAGCGGAGACGAAUGAUGUCCGUCGAUGAAUAGAUUUUGCAAUGCUGCUCUUUGAAAACAGCCUGGGAAGCGAACAACCGGCAGCUAGGAGGGGACCUUCAAUCAACCGAAGCAGGAUUUGCUCAGUGCAUCUGGUCCUUUACUCAGCUGUCGGUGAUAAAUUUUAGAUAUCUGAUCUGUAGAAUUUUCCCGACUGAAAAAAUCUCUGCAUCUAAACCUGCUCUAGAAACAGCGGAGCUUCCAUCUUCAACUACGCCGCAAGCUGUCGGUAGAUACUCUGUGGGCUACAAGUACAAUGCCUGGAGAGGCUCCGACUGCCGCCUGUGAUGAAGAGCUGCAGGAAAGACGCGAGAAGGAGAUGCGGUAUAAGAAAUGGUUGGAACAGGUUACAAUCAAUGCGGUAGAGCAAGCUUUGCGUAUUCAACUGGAUGAAUCUCAAAGACAACCUGAGACAGGGGAAGCGCAGGAUCUGCAGCCAUGUUCGUCUGCCACUGCUUUACCCAACCUCCCCCCGAUUCGCACUCAUUGCAUCCCGAAGACCUGGAGUCUAGAUCGGAACUCAGAAGAGCGACGAGCGGUGGCUGCAAGAAUAUACUCUUUGCUGGUAUUAUGGAAGCCGGACACGUCGUUCGAGUGGAGAGCGCGCGUCGCUUCUGCCGUACAUAUAUUUGAGAGGGCUCUGUACCAAGAAGCAAAGAGCAAAGAAGAGUAUUUGAAUCCUUUGAUGCUAGAUUUGCAAUUGAGACAAAUUCUACGACACUUUGAAGCUGGUACAGGCUCUUCUUUGUUGUGGAAGAUUGGGAGUCGAAGCUCUGGGGCUUUGACCAAAUCUGUUUCUUUUAAUUCGGGUUUGACAGAGGCAAGAAGAAGACCGAUUGCUCUGGGAGACCUUAUGAAGAUGCAUGAUGCAAGUCUAGAAGAUACAAACGUGCGUCCUCGUCCAGGAAUUAUACAGACGAUACACGAGGAUGAAGUCAGUACCAGGGAAGCUCCACUAAUGGAUCCAACGGAACUUCUCGAGCAGUUGAGAGAGGAAGCUGACACUACACAAAGAAUGAAUUUGCGUAGAGAGGAGGCAGACGGUGCUCUGUGGGAGGCGAUCUUGUGUGGGAACUGGAAAGACAUGCAAGACAGUUUGAACAAGUAUUGUGACUAUGCUAGCAAGAGAAUAGUUAAACGUGUGCAGGUGUUGAUGUCUAAAAGGAAACAAGAAGACGCAAAGAAAGUCGAAGUGGAGCUUCUGAACGCAAUGAAUGAGCGCAGUGCAGAGAAGCUGGCUGUUGUCCUUUGGCGGGCAAGGUCGGAAUUUGGAGAGGAAUUGAAGAAUUUGUGUGCCGAUGCGGCAGCCGUGCUGGAGAGGUUGAUACUAGAGAUCAGGUCCGACGGUUCUGGAGAAUCUAGUAGUCUCGAUGCCCUUCCAGGCAGGGCAGUAGAGAGUAGAAGGGUAGUCGAGAAUGUAGAUAGCGGGUCUAUGGCCCAACCGUACACUUCUCCUCCUCUUGAGCGAAGGCAGAACCCGAGACUGGGUCGGAGUGUCACAUUCUCCUUUCACGAAUCGUCGCAGUCUCGAACAGUUGAAGGAGCUAGUAGCGGGGUUAGAUUAGAACCCGCGCACCGUAUUGAACAGGGCAGGGCAGUUGAAUCUGACAGGUCCAGGUUUUCCUCGUCUCUUCCAGAAAGAUCCCCGGACGUACUGUAUGUCCAACGAUUGGCUCAUGCAAGGAAUUUACAGAGAAGAGAACGCAGACACCUAGGGUCGUUACUGGAAGAAGCUCGAGAAGAUCCUGCAUGGUCACCUCCUGGAAGAAGUGCAGUCUCCGAUGUACAGGGCUCCUCUUCGGCCUCGUCUAGAGAUCAGUAUGUUGGUGAAAGAGUUGGUGGAAACUCUUCAGUUCAAAGUGAUAUACCCGACCAGUCCGCAGAGCCAUCAACUGCAUCCGCUGUAGAGUCAUCUUCUUUACCCUCCUCGGACGGUCCUAGGAUCUCCUUGAUGUCACUGCUUCAUCAAGAAGGGGACCCAGAAAGUAUGUUUCCCAAUAGGCGAAGAUUGAGUUUGGGAGUUAGAACGGAGACGUCGGAAGUUAGGGCAGAUUCUUCCAGAUUUGCAGAAGAGCUGAGCGAGGAAUUGGUAGACGGAGGGAUGGAUCCUAUCUGCUGUGUUUGUAUGGUGGGAAAGAAGGGAGCAGCAUUCAUACCUUGCGGUCACACGUUUUGUCGCAAUUGCACGAGAGAGCUGCGAAAGGGAAGAGGAACUUGUCCACUUUGCAACCGCAAAAUACAAGAUGUUCUCAUAAUUUACUGACCUAAGGAUAGGCCUGAAUAAAGGCAGGCUGGGGGUUUGAACCCGUGCCAUAUUGUUACCGCCGUUGUCAUAUUUAUGUUAGUAUCUUGCUUUUUUGGGACCUCUUCUUACUUCUUUAUUUGGCUAUCCAGUCGGACCUCUUGUGGAGAACAUUCCGCUUUAUUAAAUUCUCUAGGAUGAUUCAUGAAAAGUAUAACAGUGUAUAGUAAAGGUCAAUGAAUCAAACUACUUGGAGAAUGUGUUUUCCAACCUUUGACGAG
Marchantia polymorpha subsp. ruderalis is the source of this 2940-nucleotide messenger RNA. Lineage: Eukaryota; Viridiplantae; Streptophyta; Marchantiopsida; Marchantiales; Marchantiaceae. The record is from the annotation of a GenBank genome assembly.